AUGAUGAAUCUUCCCCUGAAAUCUUCUUCCUUUCUCUUGCUCAUUUACCUUGUCGCCUGUCCAAUAUCCAAUGCAGAUGAUCUUGGUGAUAGAGUCAGCCGUAGCUCAAAUCAACCAAGUUCGUUCCCGACAAUUGUGAGUUUCACGGAACAUCCAGCAACUUUAGUCGAUGGCCCAAGCACGUACCCGUCUGCUGCCCCAAUUGCCACAACCAUCGACUCGCAGUCACUGCCGCCAUCCAUACGGGACUCCACUAGUCAAGAUAAUAUCUGCACCAAUGAUCCAGAUUGGUGGCUAGACUAUGAGUACAUGGUCUUUUGGGCUCGCGAAACCGAAGAGCUAAGAUGCGAUGAUGCUCGAGUCGAAUGUUGCUCCAAGGGAAACCUUGGGUUUGCGAAGGAUUACUGUUGUAAAUGUUCUUCUUUAACAAAUGACUGCCCAGCCAUUCCAGAAGACACCAAAAGCUUCUACUCGCAAGUGCUGACAGGUCUAGCCUUUGUCUCCGGAAUUCUUAUUUCCUUAAAGGCGAUGCGGACCAUGGAACUGCGAACGACGAGACAAACCAUGAUGGCACGGCGACAACAGCAGCGUGAAAACAAUGACAAUCAAGGGUUGACGGAGGAGGAACGGAACAAUGCCCGAUACGAGCUGUUUGCUUCUGGAUUCCAUUUCCAAGAAGUCUUGCCGGAUAAAUCCAACAUUACCGUUGAUGGGGUGAGGAAUAACAAGUCAGCAUCUUUGAAGCAACAAGAUGAGGAGAAUUCCCAUGACGAAGAAAGCAAGACUGAAGUUGCUGAUAAUGACGAUGAUGAACUAGUAGUACCUGAACGCUCAAGACACCUCGGCGAAAACCCACUGCGCCUGCCUACUAGUACUUGGAGAAAACAACCUGCAGUCAAAGACGAGUGUUGCAUUUGCUUGGAGUGCUAUAUACCUGGAGAGACGAUAUGCGCCCCAGUUACGGAACGAUGCGACCAUGUGUUCCAUGAGGGAUGCAUAUACGAAUGGUUCAAAAGGGGCAACGACAAGUGUCCACUGUGCCGGAUAGAAUUUCUGAAGGAUUAG
This is a messenger RNA of Cylindrotheca closterium, 1065 nucleotides long. The record is from the annotation of a GenBank genome assembly. Lineage: Eukaryota; Bacillariophyta; Bacillariophyceae; Bacillariales; Bacillariaceae.